GUUGAACAAUGGUAAAAUCCCUUCUGUGGGUCUCGGGUAUACCUUAUGACACUACAAUUUGUGCGCGACGCGCGCGUGAUGUAUACGCGUGCGGGUUGCGCCUCUCCCCUCACAAUGGCUACGACUCUUUCAUCCAAACUCCAAAACAUGAAUCUGGAAGAGACAAAGGAUGAAAUAGAUCCGCCUGAGGGUCACCUCACCUUCCGUUACAUGUUUGAACACGAGCCCUUCGAAACCCUUCCCUUCGAAUACUUCCCAUGGAAGGAAGUUGAUCACUAUCCACCAAUUUUCGACUACGGCGUCGCCCUUACCACAGAAGAAAUUCAGGAAUAUGCACGUCGGGAAGUUUUUGUCGAAGGGCGCAAACCUCCUUGCGAUUACUGUGACGUUCUUCAUGGUGUGUUACGAAAAUUGAAUAACGAAUUCGGGUUGGAGCCUGGACGGAGGAUCAAUAUCGGUGUCCCUCACACAAAGAUGGGGAAUGUAGUGUUAUUAAAGUUCCUCGACAACUAUGUGUGUCUGUUGUCAGGGGAAAAGGUGGACUUUGUUACUGAUGGGCUGAAGAAAGCAUUUGGGAAGGUGCCGAAGUGGUUUUUGAGUCAUAAUAAUGAGCGGUUCAAAAAGAACUAUAACGUUCCUGAUUGGAAAAUCGAUAGAUGGGAGGCACAAUUAAAGAAAGAAGGAAAAAUCUGACCCACCAUAUACACCCUUUCCACUCGUAAUACAUAUAUGCCGUCGUGUUUUCAUUGCUAUCUCGCCACCCUCGCACGUAUUCGUGUUCCAAUUGUACUUAUAGGUAACCUCUCGCCGUUAUUUCCAUUACUUUUUCCAUUUGUUUGAAACCUUUCAGAAUGAAUCAGUGUGUAAUACUUCGUCGCUUGUCUUGCAACACGAUAGAGCGACCGGGUCA
Messenger RNA from Marasmius oreades (fairy-ring Marasmius), 910 nucleotides. RefSeq lists its product as uncharacterized. The transcript has 3 exons. Bases 46 to 693 code for a protein of 215 amino acids. Lineage: Eukaryota; Fungi; Basidiomycota; Agaricomycetes; Agaricales; Marasmiaceae. The record is from RefSeq and is a predicted model, not a curated record.